Messenger RNA from Monoraphidium neglectum, 174 nucleotides. RefSeq lists its product as hypothetical. The transcript is spliced from 2 exons. NCBI's taxonomy places the organism in Eukaryota, Viridiplantae, Chlorophyta, Chlorophyceae, Sphaeropleales, Selenastraceae. The record is from RefSeq and is a predicted model, not a curated record. The coding region runs from base 1 to 174 and encodes 57 amino acids.
AUGGAGGCAAACCUCUACUCAAAGAACUGGGCUGGUGACGUGUACAUCGGCUCAAACUGGAACAUCCUGACCCUGCUGUACGCCAUCUUCCUGCUGACGCCCAUCCUGGGGCUGGUGGCGGCCUGGGCGACCUAUGGCGUCUACUGGGGGCUGAUGCCUGGGAUGGCGCUCUAA